This is a messenger RNA of Lepisosteus oculatus (spotted gar), 1500 nucleotides long. Its product is annotated as cytochrome P450 2K1. Gene Ontology annotation, cellular component: intracellular membrane-bounded organelle; cytoplasm. Gene Ontology annotation, molecular function: oxidoreductase activity, acting on paired donors, with incorporation or reduction of molecular oxygen, reduced flavin or flavoprotein as one donor, and incorporation of one atom of oxygen; heme binding; iron ion binding. NCBI's taxonomy places the organism in Eukaryota, Metazoa, Chordata, Actinopteri, Semionotiformes, Lepisosteidae. Gene Ontology annotation, biological process: xenobiotic metabolic process. The record is from RefSeq and is a predicted model, not a curated record.
AUGUUUCUUCCAGAAGCUUUCCUGCAAGUCUCCUCUGGGAGGCUGCUUCUGGCUGCUGUGAUAGUGAUUUCUGUAGUUUAUAUCUUCAUGGUGUCGACACCUGAGUCUGUCAAGACACCUCCGGGUCCCCCAGCCCUGCCGCUCCUAGGAAACCUGCUCUCGCUGGAUCUUAAGAGACUAGACCUGUCUCUUGUGGAGUUGUCUAAGACGUAUGGCUGUGUCUUCACUGUGCACCUCGGCCCCAUGAGAGUAGUGGUCCUGGCUGGUUACAAGACAGUGAAGGAGGCGCUUGUUGACUACCCUGAGGAGUUUGGGAGCAGACUCACCACACCGAUAUUUCACGAUAUCAGUCAAGGACACGGUAUAGUUUUUGCAAAUGGGGACUCGUGGAAGGAGAUGAGGAGGUUUGCUCUGUCUAAUCUGCGGGACUUUGGAAUGGGAAGGAAAGGUGAGGAAAAGAUCAUCGAGGAAAUCCAGUACCUCACUGAGGUGUUUGAAGCACAUGGAGGUAAACCAUUUGAAACCAAGGAACCUGUAUACUGUGCUGUUUCCAACAUUUUAGCCACCUUAGUGUAUGGAGACAGGUUUGAUUAUGCUGAUCCUGUCUUCCACAGUAUGGUGAGCAAGUCUAUUCACAAUUUCAAACUCACCAGAUCCCCUGUUCUCCAGAUCUACAAUGUCUUCCCUCUCACUGGGGUUUUACUGAAAUCUAGAAGGGUGUUCAUGAGGAAGAUUGCGAGUAUGAUGGCCGAGAUAAACCAACUUGUGAGGCAGCUGCAGCAGACCUUACAAGAGAACGAUAAGAGGGGAUUUAUUGAUGCAUUUUUGAUCAAACAACAGAAGGUUUCAGGACAGAAAGAUUCCCAUUUCCAUAAGGAUAAUCUGAUAAACACAAUUGUAGCCCUACUUGCUGCUGGGACUGAAACAACAGGCACCACACUCUGCUGGGGGCUGCUGCUGAUGGCUAAAUAUCCCCACAUCCAAAAAAAGGUUCAGGAGGAAAUUGAGAAGGUCGUUGGCACAAAGCAACCGAGGGCUGAACAUCGGAGAAGCAUGCCCUACACCGAUGCUGUGAUACAUGAAAUCCAGCGCCUGGCAAAUGUCGUUCCACUGAACCUUCCUCACAUGACAGCGGCAGAUGUUCACUUCCAGGGCUACUUAAUCAAAAAGGGGACCCCUGUCUUUCCUCUGCUGACCUCAGUGCUCCAGGAUGAGACCCAGUGGAAGACGCCUCAUCAGUUCAACCCUGCUCACUUCCUGGACCCUGAGGGCCAGUUUGUGAAGAAGGACGCCUUCAUGGCGUUUUCUGCAGGACGCAGGGCUUGUCUCGGAGAGAGCCUGGCCAGGAUGGAGCUGUUCCUGUUCUUCACCUCGCUGUUGCAGAAGUUCACCUUCUCUCCCCCUCCAGGAGUGCAGGAGUCUGAACUGGACCUCACUCCAACUAUGCGGAUCUCUCUGAACCCACAGCCUCACCAGCUGUGUGCUCUGAGAUGGGGGUAG